AGGCGCCCCGGAACUUUUUUCAGGUCUGGAAGAGUCGUACCCCUGUGAUUGUGUGCGUUCAUGUGGGGUUCAGGGAGGCUUGGUUGCGAGACAAGACCAAUCAUUUGCCUUGAUUCCCUGGGCUGAGAGCAGGCAAACAGAGGGGGACGGGACGAGCAAACCCCUCCAUCAAGAUCUGGUCUAUUUCCCCAAACAAUUUAGCGUAUUCAUGAGGUUACGCAAAUGUGGAGGCAGCGAAAAUUACCGUAAUCAAUUGAAACGGCAAGUGCGCAUCCAUGGCUCUGAUUAUUUGAAGAUCCUCGAUCAGCCUGAUGUCUAUGUAACGAGGAAAGGGGGGCACUGAAUUGCUGUUGAGUUUCACUGAGAAGUCCAUGAUCAUUGGGCAAAGGGAGUUUGGUCAGUGAUAAUAGGGCUCCUUGGUCUGGCGACGGAAGUAUCUCCCCAAACAUUAGAUAGCUGACUCUGUCCCGCUGAAAGGUGCUGUUUUGAAACCUAAACCCACGCCGUCCAGACGAUCUGGUGUGCCGCGCUCUCCGCGAUAUCCUCUUUUUUUUUUCCUCCACCUGACAAAAGAAGAAGAAGAAAAAAAAAAGAAGACGAGCCGCAGGUCCGGGAGGAUAAACUGAGGAUGGAGGUCAGGUACAACCAAGAGACGGAAGGGAUGGUGCUGAAGAAUGGACUAAAGGAGGGGAAGGACGGCAAGGACUCCCAGGGCAGCUUGUCCAAAGGCUUCCUCAAGGAGCAGCAGGAUUCCUUUUCCCCCUCUGGGACUCUGGACAACUGCGACAAGAACAGAGGGAACACAGGGGACCCGGACUACUGUCGGAGAAUACUCGUGCGAGAUGCCAAAGGUUCGAUCCGAGAGAUUAUUCUGCCGAAGGGUUUGGAUUUGGACCGACCCAAAAGAACCCGCACCUCCUUCACUGCAGAGCAGCUCUACCGGUUAGAGAUGGAGUUCCAGAGGUGCCAGUAUGUGGUCGGGAGGGAGCGGACAGAACUGGCUCGCCAGCUCAAUCUGUCUGAAACUCAGGUGAAGGUCUGGUUCCAGAACCGGCGCACCAAGCAGAAGAAGGACCAGGGAAAGGACUCUGAGCUGCGUUCGGUGGUGUCAGAAACCGCAGCGACCUGCAGCGUCCUCAGACUGCUGGAGCAGGGCCGCCUGCUGACACCUCCGGGCCUGCCAGGCCUCCUACCCCACUGCAGCGGCGGCGCCCUGGGCUCUGCCCUGCGCCCUCCCUCCAUGGCCAUGGCCAGCAAUGGCAGCAAUAGCAGCAACAGCAGCGGUGGAGGCAGCACUGGCACGGCAGGCGGCAGCCCUCCUCUACCCACCGUCACCAGCUCAGGGACAGUGGCAGGCCUGCAGAGCUCCUCUGCAGCACACGGUCUCUUCAGCUUCCCCAUGCCCUCCUUACUGAGUGGCGUCGCCACCCGCAUUUCCUCCAACCCCCUGUCCAUGGCUGGCUCGCUGGCUGGCAACCUACAGGAACUUUCUGCCCGCUACCUGAGCUCCUCUGCUUUUGAGCCUUACUCGCGGACCAAUGGCAAAGAAUCAAUGGACAAGAAAAUUCUGGAAUGAGGCUUUGUUUUUACACAGAUGGAUUGCCGUUUCUCCUGGACAUGUUUUGGUUGUUUUCUUGGCUUUCACUGUCUUUGUUUGGUUUGCCGAGUCUCUUUCAUCUGUCUGUGUCAAGUUCUGUAGCAAUUUAUGUAUUCCAGUUGCACAUCUGGCGCCUUGUACAAGGCAGAAAACAAAGACCUGUACCAGCUCAUGUAAGGACAAGGUGGCAGAGGAAAGAUUUUGCACAAAAUAUUCAUACGGGAAUUUGUUAAGGAAAUUUAGACAUACAUAGAAUUUUCAGGUGUUCUGAUUAACAAAUCUCUAGUCCUAUAUCCUUUGUCAAAAAAAUAACAAUUUAAACAGGGUCCUAGAGAACAUGGCUGCUUCAUACCACUAAAGCUCUAGAUGGAGAAGUGUACAGAGGGAAGUAAAGGAUUGGUGACAGGGAGUGUAAAGUGAUGGUACCUUGUUGAAUUUAAAAGAAAAUUGUUUGAUUGUGUUGGGUAGUUGCAUGUCACCGCAGAGAGUUGAUAAAGCAAGAGAGUUCAAACACCAGCAUCAGCAGUUUGUGAGACCCAGUCAGCAAAUCAGGAUGUUUAGAAUUUAAAAAUGCAGCGUUAUGAAUGAACAAGCAAGGCUGAUUUCUUUGCAACAUAGAAUUGGGGAAGAUGGAAAAAAAAGUGCCUGUGUUUGAAGGUCACUGCAAGGCCAGUGUCAGCCGGAACAACCUGCUCAUGCAGAUGCCUUGCAAAAAUGAAUCUUACACAAAAGAUCUUUUGUACAUCUGUUUGUGUUAAGUUUGGACUAGACCAAAACGUAAUCCAGAAAAGGUGUUGUCAUACAGUAUGAUGGUUCAAUUGUUCAGUGUUGUUUUCUCUGUGGUUUAGUGAGGAUUUUAAGCAGCCUUCACUUUGUUGCAUUUUCUUCUUCAAGAUGCGGUACCUGACUUUUUUUCCUCCUUUUUUCGUCUGUGAUUUUAUUACCACUGCAAGUUCUCAGAGUUUCGGUGUACAGUUUCUAUUCCAUGCAGGAGCUAAGUGCAGGAAUGAGUUGCUCAGCUUUUCAGCAUUAAGCUGCCUGCUUUGUUAAACACUACAUUCCUUAAGAAUAUAGUUACAUUUUCUUUCUGUGUGAAAUUUUCUGAAUCCACAGCUUUCGCAACAGGCAGACCGAUGCAUGUGAAGGCUGAAUGGAACUACUGUAGUAUAAAAAGUACUGGAAAUAAGAAAAGUACCUUAAAAUUGUUAUUUUAUUGUAAAUUAUUCAAUUCUGUAAUUAAUAGAUUAUUAGUAUCUGGAAAAUAAUGAAUGAAUGUAUUUGCGGGGUUGAGGAAUCAAUCAAAAGCUCUUUGGUGCUGUCGUUGUGAAAUAUCUUGAAAUUUGUGAAACGUGUGGUACAAAUGUGCAUAUAUAUCAUUAUAUGGAUACAGACAA
This is a messenger RNA of Scophthalmus maximus (turbot), 2991 nucleotides long. RefSeq names its product ventral anterior homeobox 1 (gene vax1). Gene Ontology annotation, biological process: brain development; neuron differentiation; regulation of DNA-templated transcription. Gene Ontology annotation, molecular function: DNA binding; DNA-binding transcription factor activity, RNA polymerase II-specific. The transcript has 3 exons. The record is from RefSeq and is a predicted model, not a curated record. Lineage: Eukaryota; Metazoa; Chordata; Actinopteri; Pleuronectiformes; Scophthalmidae. The coding region runs from base 629 to 1576 and encodes 315 amino acids.